CUCGCGGCGGAGGCAGACAUGAGGCAGAGCUGAGGGUCCGGAGGAGAGCUGCUGAAAUGAGGCGCUCACACGGAGGAGCUCAGACCGCAGACAGGCACUCACAGGCGGGCACAGAGACGAGGCUCCUCCGGCUCCUCCAGGCUGCUCCCGCCGACUGAAGAGGCUGUCCAUGCGGAGGCUAGCGCUCGCUCUGCUGCCUUGUGCCGUCGCCCUCCUGGUGCACUUGUGGUUGGUCCAACGACGCUCCGCAGACCUGGUGGAGAGCAACACAACCUCGGACGAAGCGUUGCCGUUCUACGAUGUUUUGGUGGGAGUGCUCUCGGCUCGGCACCAUCAUGAGCUGCGACAGGCCAUAAGAGACACAUGGCUGGGCUACCUGCAGAGUCACCCCCGCUUCCAGCACAGGGUGGGGGUGAAGUUUAUUGUGGGCAAACAAGGCUGCCCCAUACCAGAAGAGGACAGAGAAGACCCCUACUCCUGUUCCCUCCUCAACUUCACAGAGCCAGCCACGGGGCAGUCUUCAGAAAUGGAGAUUGUGAAGCUGUCAGACCCCUCUGCUCUGCUCUCAUCGGAUGUUUCAGUCAUCGCCCUGGACUUUAAGGUGCUGCAUCCAGUGGUGAUCACCCGUUUGGGGGUGUUUCCAAGCGGGACCCUCUCUGAGCCUCAGACCAAUGUGACUGUGAAGUUGCUCCAACUUGACCAAGAGGAGGCUGUGGUGACUGCACGAUUCAGCUCGAUCAGCACUGGGGCCCUGGUGAACGGAGUGUGGUACAAACCAGUGGAGCAGUUCAUUUUGCCUAAGGGUUUCGAGGGGACUUUGGUUUGGGAAAGCCUGGACUCCGCUGGAUUAACUUCAGUCAACGCCUCGUCUGUGCAGCUCAAUGAUGGAGGAGGAGUUCUCAAGUUCUCCUCUAUAGCAGAGGGCAUACUGCCUCACAGAAGUGCUCUCGGCUUCCCUGGUUUGGCUGGAGGUUUCACGUUCAAUAUUUACGAUGGUGAGGCUCUAGCGGGGCUGCUGCGAGCUCGUCCGGCCCGGAUGGAGGAGCACGUUCUGAGGCUGAGGCAGGAGGACGUGUCCCUGGAGCAGGAGAGUCUGAGACAUGGAGACAUAGUGUUUGUGGAUGUGGUGGACACUUACAGAAACGUACCCACCAAACUACUGCAAUUCUACAAGUGGUCUGUGGAAAACGCAGACUUUAACCUCCUGCUGAAGACCGAUGAUGACUGUUACAUCGAUGUGGACGCAGUUUUGACAAAGAUUGACCAGAAGGCCCUUAAACGCAGCAACUUCUGGUGGGGCAAUUUCAGGCAGAGCUGGGCAGUGGACCGCAUCGGGAAGUGGCAGGAGCUGGAGUACCCGAGCCCGGCGUAUCCCGCGUUUGCCUGUGGGUCCGGGUACGUGGUCUCCCGGGAUCUUGUUCAAUGGUUGGCCAGUAAUGCAGAGAAACUCAAGGCGUACCAGGGAGAGGAUGUGAGCAUGGGCAUCUGGAUGGCAGCUGUUGGACCCCAGAAAUAUCAGGACGCGGGCUGGCUGUGUGAAAAGGAGUGUUACUUGGACAUGCUAUCCUCGCCUCAGCACUCGGCCCAGGAGCUACACCUGCUCUGGGGCCGGAAACAGGCCUGUGGGGACCCCUGUGGAUGUCCCUGGGGCCCCUGAAGCACCCGACAUUACCGCAAUAUAUUAUGGGUAAAAAGCAGGCAACACUGGUUUGACUGUGGUUUAGUAAUAAAUUAACUAGGGCUCCACAAAAUAACUAUUGUGAUAAUGAAAUAACUUGGAUUCAGAUGUGCUCAGUGUAAAAUUAACAUGCACAAUAAUUAUAGAUAAUCUCUAGAUAUUUUUAUGUAGCUCUACAAAAAGGAUAAUGAUAAUAUAAAUGGCCAAGUUCAGUAAUCUAAUUGAUAUAAGAAUACUGGCACUGUAAUACUUGUAAAUAUAUUUGUGACACACCUUUUAUGGAACUGACAUUAUCGUUUAAAAUUUUUGCUACAAUCUGUGUUAGGUAAGUAGAUUCAUAUUUCAACUCUCCUUUUCCAAGUUUUAUUCUCCACAUCUUGAAAAUAACUGCUUAAUGUGCUUGUGUGUUAAAAUGUGAGGGGAAAAUAAGGCUCUUGAAUAAUUUAGGGGUUAGCCAUGGCUGAACCAGGUCAUAUGUGGGCUAAAUUUAGGUGUAACCCAGGACUCCUCUGAGGCACAAGGCUUACUGUAACUAUUACAUUAGUUUUUUUUUAUGAUUCAACCAUGUAAAUUCAGUAUUGCAUGGGUGAAUAGCAGCAUGAAGUAACUAGGCUCAAACUGUCUCAUAGUAACAAGACCUAUGCCCAUCUGUCAUAUCCCAUUUUUGUUUGUAAAUCAUAUUGAAAUAGUGGUACAUCUGUGUCUAUGUCAGUGGACUCGGUGUAACUUCUCCGGUGAAGGGCACACCACGUGCUCGUCCUUGCUUUGAAUGUUCCACAGUAUUGCAUUACACUUAUGAAUCUCCUCAAAAACGAGCAGAGUCACCUGGUUAGGUUACAAGUCAGAUCUGUGGACAGACAAGCCCGCUCACAGCACGAAUACAUGUUUUUAAAGGUAUUUUUGAGCAAAAAAAAACAACAAAAAACACCCACAAUCAAAUGAAUACUAUAGUGUGGAACAUUCCAGGCAAAGAUAUAGCAUCUCCAUGGAGACAAGCAGGUGAUAGACCCCCACCAGAAAAGAUCAACUUAUGUAGUCCUGGGUUAGACCUGAUUGAGAUCUGGUUUAGUCCUGUUUAGUUCUGAUUCGUUCCUAUUUUGAAGUCUGGGUUAUUUCAGGUUAUGUGUACUUUGAAAUGAGACAUUGUGUAUUGGUGAUUUGUGUGAAAGAAAGUAAUCAGCUUUUGAUACAUUGUGCAGCCCCAGUUAAUUGCAAGCAGUGUUGCUCAUCCUUCGAAUCACGCUUUGUUAAAAAUAUUGUAAAUAGUACUGAUUAUCACUACACAGUUUCUCUUCUUGAAAAAUGAAUUGUUUUGAAUUCACAUUUGUAGCUUUCAACAUGUGUAGCUUGAAAUGCACAUUCAACUGUAAUAUAUGAACCAGCUUUGUGCCAUUGACUUGUAAAUACUGAACAAUCAAAGAGAAAAGUGGGAGAGAAGCUGCUGUGAAACUGCUGUGGACAUUUUAUGCUUUGUUUGAAAACUUAAACUUUGAAGGUAUUUUUGACCCCAUUUUGUACAUAUUGUUCAGCUUUACUUUACCAUGUACAUUUAUGACAAGUUUUCUCACACAGAUGUUUUAAUGGUAGCUUUCAUUGUGGAAGUAGUGCUAUGACCUUAAUGUGUUAUCUUUAAAACGCUUUUUUGCUAAUAUCUGAAAAAUAUAUUUGCAAAGAGAUGUGAUGGAUUUAGGGUCUUUUAGAAAAUCCAAAAUGGUUCAGUUAAUCCCUGAUUUACAAAGGGCAUUUUACUCUUUACAUCUCUACAAUAUUGUGAUUAAAAUACAGACUUAUCUUCAGACCAGCCAGCACUUAAAGGUCCUGUACCUGAUUAUUUCCCCAUGUAUUUGACCAAAAUUUGUUUUGGCCCAGUACAGAUACAUUGUGUAAGGCUCUUAUGGUCAAAACCUGUCUGGUACAUGCUGUCUGCAUCUAAAGAGCUUUAUUGUCUGAUAAUCAGGAAGUGUGUGUUUGUAUGCUAGUUAUUGUUAGCUUUACUGUGAUGGCAAAACCCCUCUCUGGUCUCUGAGAGUUGUGAAAAGUACUUAAAAACUCAUCACAGUGAAUAAUUAUGCUCAGGGGAGUGAGGAAAAACUUUGGACCAUUGUAAACUGUUUGAAAUUAACGAGGUCUGUUUUUCACAUUUUUAAUCAGGUAUACUGCCUUUUUGGACAAUUACUCUUUAAUGAAGUGAAUCAAAAUGUGUUGCAUUUCAGCAUAUUAAAACUACCGUCUGUAAUUAGACUGGCUGACCCGGCCCUGUUGUAUUCCUAAACACCACUAAAUGUACUGCUGUCUGAUUGAGUGCCAGCCGACAGAAGACCAGAGUGCACAGGUGAACCUAAACAAAGGCCAAGUGAGGGGAGGGGGAACAGGUUUCUGCCAUCUACUGGUGAAAGAAAAUCCAAUAAAUUUACAAAUGCCAUCAUUAACCCAGACUGUUAAACCCAGUCUUCUCAAGAUAUCAUGACAUAUCUUUAAACGUAAGCUUAAAGUCAAUUUAGACAUGUUGGUACACUACACUUAACACAAAGAAAUAUUGACCUGUACAAAUAGAAGUUUUCUAUCUAAAUAUUCUGUGUUAAGUGAACAUACACAUUUCGACAGAUCAACUGGAAAUCUAGAUUACUGGUUUUGGCCAACAGAAAUACACAAUGUAUUUGUAUUUCUUAUUUAGGAUCAAAUAAAUGUUUUGAGUUUAGUUAUUGGAAUUCUAUUUUAAUGCAGCACUUCAAAUCCUCUGGUGGUGUUUUGAUGAGAUUAAAAAAAAAAAAAAAAUCUGUUUAUUUUAGGCAAAUUAAUAUUGAAGGCGCAAAGACUGUAUCAAACUGAUUUUAAUUUAAUAAAUCCUGAUAUAUGUGUGUUUCCUUUAUAAACUUUUGAUAAUUUAAUUUCACAGAUAAACUAUUCCUGUAAGAUUAAAAUAAUUUUAAGUUAAGGCUACAUUGCAAUUAUGAAAAUCUAUUCAGACAGUGUUAAAUUGCUUGUAUGUAUGUAUGUAUUUUUUCUUAGAGUUUGUAAAAUCUACUGUUAUUUUAUUUAUUUUUUUUGCCUACAACGCUACACUUGUUUCUAUAUUGUUUUGUAACUACAGUUAAACUUCUAGGGAUAACUGGGGCUCUAUUGUACAUAACUGCUGUGUGUUUCACUGCACAAAAUGUACAAAUCUAUGUAUUUUAUGUCACAAAAUUUUGAAGUGUAACAAAAACUGAAACUAUUCUUCAAAUUAUGACUCUUGGUUUAGACGCACCCACUCAAUUAUUAAUAAAGACCUCUUAAGUGCG
Messenger RNA from Periophthalmus magnuspinnatus, 4959 nucleotides. RefSeq names its product beta-1,3-N-acetylgalactosaminyltransferase 2 (gene b3galnt2). Gene Ontology annotation, cellular component: membrane. Gene Ontology annotation, molecular function: hexosyltransferase activity. The record is from RefSeq and is a predicted model, not a curated record. The transcript is spliced from 12 exons. Bases 170 to 1657 code for a protein of 495 amino acids. Lineage: Eukaryota; Metazoa; Chordata; Actinopteri; Gobiiformes; Gobiidae.